AUGAAGGAUGCCUCAUGUGACCCUAGCUCACCCGCGCCAUUGAUGGCUGCGUGGAAUACCGAAUCACAGGUUCACUUGAUUAUCGGUUCGAAUCCAAUUGCCGCUGCUCGAUGUGCAAGAAGCAUCGAGGUCGGCGCAAAGCCAAUCAUUAUUGCGCCGGAGACCGAUAGCAUGCACUUCACUCUGUCCGAACAUAUUGCCAGUGGCUCUGCCCAGUGGAUCUCUCGUGAGUUCCAAGAUAAGGACUUGACCACCCUGGGCAGAGAAGAGGUUGAUCACGUUGUGGACUUGGUCUUCGUCACCUUGGGCGGCAACAAUUCUCUGAGCCCACACAUCUCAAAGCUUUGCCGGCGUCUCAGAAUUCCAGUGAAUGUAUCAGAUGCACCUGAACUGUGUUCCUUCACACUACUGUCUACGUACUCAGAUGGCCCUCUUCACAUUGGUAUCACGACAUCAGGCAGGGGUUGCAAACUUGCAUCCCGUCUCCGGAGGGAGAUCGCCGCCUUCCUACCCCAAAACCUUGGAACGGCCAUUGACAGACUUGGUGCCGUGCGGCGGCGGCUGUGGGAGGAGGAUAAUGCCGCUGGGUUAGGAGAGGCCGUAUUUGACAGGGAGGAUGAUGAUUCCACAGGCCAAAAACACACAUUCAACAAUUUGGUCACGGAAGGUGAUGUUGCCGCCGCGAAGACGAGAAGAGUGCGUUGGCUCUCUCAGAUCUGUGAAUACUGGCCUCUCCGAAAGCUCGUGUCUAUCACCGAUGCCGAUAUGGAUUCCAUCUUGAAGGCGUAUUCAGCUAGCAGUGGUACUCUGGCUGGCACAAACGGCCUCGAUGCCCCCUCAAAGAAGGGGAAAAUUGUGCUCGCAGGUUCUGGACCUGGUCACCCAGAUCUACUCACUCGCGCGACUUACCACGCAAUUCACAAUGCCGACCUUAUCCUCGCAGACAAGCUCGUUCCCGCCCCAGUUCUGGACCUGAUUCCUCGCCGAACGGAAGUCCACAUUGCACGAAAGUUCCCCGGCAACGCAGACCAGGCGCAGGAAGAAUUCCUCCAGAUGGGUCUGGCAGCUUUAAAGCAGGGACGUCAAGUUCUUCGCUUGAAACAGGGAGACCCAUAUCUUUAUGGACGUGGAGCAGAGGAGUUCGAGUUCUUCAGAAACGAAGGCUACAUCCCUGUGGUGUUGCCGGGUAUCACCAGCGCCAUGAGUGCAUCUCUGUUUGCUGAUAUCCCGGCGACCCACCGCGGUGUUUCGGAUCAGGUCCUCGUGUGUACAGGUACUGGCAGAAAGGGCGCUGCUCCCAACCCUCCCACCUAUGUACCUACCCAGACUGUGGUCUUCCUCAUGGCUCUCCACCGACUUUCUGCUCUUGUCGAAUCCCUUACUACCUUUCCCACGGAAGACACUGAUUCACAGUCGCGCGCGCUCUGGCCUAAGGAAACACCAUGUGCGAUCAUUGAACGGGCAUCAUGCCCUGAUCAGCGUGUCAUUCGCUCGACCUUGGAACAUGUCUGUCUGGCCUUUGAAGAGGCAGGGUCGCGACCACCAGGAUUGCUGGUUGUUGGCGCUAGUUGCCACGUUCUGCACAACCCUCAAGAUCAGCGAUGGGUGAUUGAGGAGGGGUUCCAUGGAUUGGAUGAGCUGCGUAAUGAAGUGGAUGCAAUCGUGUCGGUGGACGAGAAGCAGUGA
Messenger RNA from Penicillium paradoxum, 1686 nucleotides. RefSeq names its product putative siroheme synthase. The transcript has 2 exons. Gene Ontology annotation, biological process: siroheme biosynthetic process; sulfate assimilation. Bases 1 to 1686 code for a protein of 561 amino acids. Lineage: Eukaryota; Fungi; Ascomycota; Eurotiomycetes; Eurotiales; Aspergillaceae. Gene Ontology annotation, molecular function: uroporphyrin-III C-methyltransferase activity. The record is from RefSeq and is a predicted model, not a curated record.